AUGCACCUCAGCAUCGCCCUCUUGACUCUGGCACUAGCUGCCCUGCCACACUCCCUCGCAACCGGGCCCUGCACCACCGACGAGGACUGCUCCCUCAACGGCCGCUGCGUCCGCGACUGCCGCGCUCGUCCCGCUGCCCGCGUGUGCAAAUGCGACCCGGGCUGGUGGGGUGAAGACUGUGGCCGACUCGACCUCGCGCCCGCCAGGAGGGGCGACGGGUACAACCACACCUCCGACGUGGUCCCGCAGCCGGCAGACUACUACGGCACGCAGGGCAACUCGUCCUGGGGCGGCACGAUCCUGCAGGACCGGUCGGACCCGCGGCUGUUCCACCUCGUGACGGCGCAGUUCGGGCACGGGUGCGGCCUCGGCGCGUGGCGGCCGCAGAGCUUUGUCGUCCGGGCCGAGUCGAGGACGGGGCCGAGGGGCCCAUACCGCUUCGCGCAGAAGCUCAGCGGGACGUUUCGGCAUAACCCGUAUGCGUUUUGGAGCGAGGCGGAUGGCAAGUAUUUGAUGUACACUAUCGGGGUGGAUGUGGAGGCACCGGAUAAUUGCAAGGGUGUUAAAUGGCCAAACAACAUCUCCGUGUCCGUAGCACCAACUCUUCAAGGCCCCUGGUCGCCCUUCCAGCUGCUCAUCAACGGGACCAAUCCGGCCCCCUGGCCGGCUUACACACCACACCACCGAACGUCGGAGAUCAUCCUCGCGACCGAGGACCUCACCAUCUACACCGCACCCCGCUACCAGGGCCCCUACACCCAGAUCAGCCAGGCCCCCUGGAACACGUCAGACUACUCGCCCACCUGGGCCGAGGACCCCUUCCUCUGGCGCGACAAGCGCGGGCACUGGCACGCGUUGGCGCACUACAUGAUCGACAUCGUCGAGCACGGCGGGCGCAAGUACCCGCGCGUGGGCGCGCACAUGUUUGCCCGGCACCUCCGGGGCCCGUGGCACUUCCACCAGCACGAGGCGUACAACUCGACGGUCAGCUUCACGGACGGCACCGCGCAGACGCUCAAUAGGAGGGAGAGGCCCAAGUUGUUCUUCAGUUCGGACAGGGAGAUGACGCCGCUGUAUCUUGUGAACGGGGUGCAGGAUCUGGGGAGCAAGGCGAGUUACACGCUUGUGCAGCCUAUUGGGGAGAAGUGGAAAGAAUUUGAGAAGGGGUUGGGGUUUUGA
This is a messenger RNA of Thyridium curvatum, 1179 nucleotides long. RefSeq lists its product as uncharacterized. The transcript has 2 exons. The coding region runs from base 1 to 1179 and encodes 392 amino acids. The record is from RefSeq and is a predicted model, not a curated record. NCBI's taxonomy places the organism in Eukaryota, Fungi, Ascomycota, Sordariomycetes, Thyridiales, Thyridiaceae.